Molecule: messenger RNA, 2979 nt
Organism: Danaus plexippus (monarch butterfly)
Lineage: Eukaryota; Metazoa; Arthropoda; Insecta; Lepidoptera; Nymphalidae
Gene: oc
Product: homeobox protein OTX1
Exons: 5
Coding region: 237-1610 (457 amino acids)
Biological process (GO): regulation of transcription by RNA polymerase II
Cellular component (GO): nucleus
Molecular function (GO): RNA polymerase II cis-regulatory region sequence-specific DNA binding; DNA-binding transcription factor activity, RNA polymerase II-specific
Source: RefSeq, a predicted model, not a curated record
UACGCCAGCCGGCGAGCGCGAGUGAACACAUUACAACGACGCCAUUUUGUUUUGUUUUUUUCAUUACAAAAUUUUAAUGUUAACAGUGCAUUGUAGAUUAAAUAAUUUUAAUGAUAAGUGCUGAUAAGGUAUUGUGAUUUAGAUUCUAGUGCUGUUUGUGUGUUCAUUGGAUUUUAGUGUGCGGAGCCGCUAUGUCGUCCUAGCCACGAUGUCCACAGUCCACGUGAGCGUGUAAGAUGGCGCUGCUGAACUCCUCGACCGCCAACGGUCCAAAUCCUCAGAGUCAUUCGACUCCACUACAUCAUUACUUCCACUAUCUGAAGCAGCCGUCACCGUUAUCACAGAACCCUUAUGCCCCGGGACCUCACAUGGGCAUGGGCCCAGGACUCGGGGGCCUGGGACCCUUCGGACUGACCCACCACGGUCUCGAGGCUGUCGGAUUCCCUCAAGGUGUGAAUCCUCGUAAGCAGCGGAGGGAAAGGACGACCUUCACUCGCGCUCAGCUGGAUGUUCUGGAAGCUCUGUUCGGGAAGACGAGGUACCCGGACAUCUUCAUGAGGGAGGAGGUCGCGCUCAAGAUAAACCUGCCAGAGUCCAGGGUUCAGGUCUGGUUUAAGAACCGUCGCGCCAAAUGUAGACAACAGCUCCAACAACAGACGAACUCGCAGAUCAGCAGCAAAUCUUCUUCAUCAUCAAAGACGAUAUCCGCAGCCAGCUCAAUGAAGAGCUCCUCCAACAAAAUCUCCUCAACGAAACCCUUAACCUCCUCCAACUCCUUGACCUCCACGCAGAACAGCAUAACCACAUCUUCCCCCAACCUCCCCACCCCCACCACAUCCGUCAGCCCCCCCAUCAACGUCAUAUGCAAGAAAGAAUCCGCGCCCAGCUACGACUCGUCCCCGCUAAACAAAAACCUCACAUCCAUCAACCAUUACACCAACGAUCUCCGGACCAAAGAUUCCUCUCCAUCCGAGGUGAACGUCCACAACUACGGAGUCACGCCCAAACAAGAACUAUACAACAGUCCCAAAAGACUUGAAUACAAUAAAGUGGACUAUACAGAGAAAUUCGGUGGGAAUCUGGUCAAAGAGCAGUACAACUCGCGCCUGACGGGCAACCUCACGCCGCUGGGGUCCAAUUCCUCUAUAAUGACGACCCCAUCACCCCCAAUCACCCCCCAGAGCAUCAACGGGCCGGGGAACGUUUAUCACCCCGACAGCUACAACAGCUUCCACUGGCCCGGCAGCUCGGACUACAUCCGCAGUUACUCCGGCACACAUCACCAGGGAUACGGACAGAGUUACAACUCGCCUUACUAUCCCUCACAGAUGGAAUACUUCAACGGGUCAUCAGUGAACCAGGCUCACGGGAGUCACCACGGUCACAACCUGUCAGCGAACGGCAACCAGCUGUACAACCAGGUGUCGUUCGGCAACCCGUCCCCGCCGGCCGCCUGGAGCUCACACAACAUACUCUCGUCGGGAGCCGAGUCCCCCGACAACCAAGCCCAGAACCACCUCAGCAUGAUCCAAGCAUCACAAAUAACGAACUUCCCCAACACCAGCAAUAGUUACUUCGCGCCGGAGAAAUACGGCAUCAAUAUGGUCUAGUUGUUUAAUAACGACUCUCCGAAAUACAUUCGCUCCGAACACGUUCAUCAUUCGCGUAUCAUUUCACGUUCCGAAUUCAAAAUCGCUCCAUCGCGUUCAAAAUCAAAGCCGACAUCUGAAUUCGAAUUUUAAAAUCCUACCACUUGAGUAGACUCGGUGUUAAAGGAAUUCGAUUUUUAAAAUCGUUUCAUUUCAUUUGAUAUCCAAGUUUGAACAAACAUUCGAAUUUUAAAAAUCGCUCCGAUUCCCACAGCGUUGAGUGAUUUGAAAUGUGGAAGGAUUUUGAAUUUGGAACGUUUCAUGUGACGCGUCAGUACAUAUCAAGGAUUGAGAGCGAAUGUAGUUCGUACAGCUCGCUCUUACAUAUUGUUAUAAACUAAGUGUUCUAAACGUCGCCUGGACGGCGGGAAUUUUGACCGUUUGAAAUAUGCUGAAAUUAAUUGAAACGACUUAAAACACACGAUACCUUAGAUUCAAACGUACGUAAUGUCCGCCGUCAGACGAUUUUAUAAUAUUUUUCGUAUAAUUUCUUAUAAGAUUCCUAAAAAUCAACGAAACUGAACUCAGGCCUAAGAAACGACGACCGUUAUCUCGUGAGCCGCUCGUGACUCGGCGACGCUCGGAGCGCGGGAGUGAUGUACAUAAUAUGUGUAAUGUUUCAUUUAUAAUUAUAAUUUAAUAAAAAAUAAAUAAAUUCAAAUGUAAAUGUGCGUGCUGAUCGUAUGUAUAUGUGGAAUAAGAAAUGUUUAGGAUUACUAAGUGUUGUUUAGGGGAGUCCCCGGCGUUGCUCGCGGUGUUGCCACUACAGAAGAAUCACCGUUCUCUAUAUGUUUAUGAUUUCUAUCAUACGUUCCGUUUUCCCACUCGCACUGUGACGUCACAUCCUGUGCGUUUUGUACAGCUAAUGUAAAAAAUAAUAAUAAUAAUAAUAAUUUAUAUAUUUACUUAUUAUAAAUAUUAAUUAAUUCUAAGUCGUAUUUGCGUCGUCAAAUAGUCUUUAAUGCAAUUCAACUUGGGACGAGUAUUGUUUUAUUAGUGUCUGUAUAGAACUGGAAGCGUCAUCAAAACGGGCUUAGUAUUUUAUUUCGUCACGACUGAAACUGCGUUUCUAUUAAUUUAAAAUUUUUUAAUUGAUAUUUUUGUAUAAAUUGAUAUAUUAUGAUGAAAAAGAUUUCUUUUCUAAAGGAAUUGUAGAUAACGUGGAAGUAAUAUUAGAGCCUUGCUUGAACAUAGCUAAGUUAGUUAAGUAUCGUAAUGUGUUUUGGGCGAAGUCAGUGUAAUUUUUUUUUUUUUAGUUUUUUUUUUGUAACCUAAGUUGUAAUAAAUAGCUAAUGAAUUAUUGAAUCCGAAUAUAUGCAUAUAAAAUACA